Messenger RNA from Apus apus (common swift), 3822 nucleotides. It is a transcript of the gene ERCC5, whose product is annotated as ERCC excision repair 5, endonuclease. Lineage: Eukaryota; Metazoa; Chordata; Aves; Apodiformes; Apodidae. Gene Ontology annotation, molecular function: DNA endonuclease activity; single-stranded DNA binding. The coding region runs from base 79 to 3711 and encodes 1210 amino acids. Gene Ontology annotation, biological process: nucleotide-excision repair. The transcript has 16 exons. Gene Ontology annotation, cellular component: nucleus. The record is from RefSeq and is a predicted model, not a curated record.
GGAGGCCGCGGCGCUGCCCGGCCCCGCACCGGGCCCCGGCCACAGAUUCCUCUCCCUCCGAGCAGCUGAGAAAGCGCAAUGGGAGUUCAAGGACUUUGGAAGCUGCUUGAGUGCGCUGGGAGACCCAUCAACCCAGAGACGCUGGAAGGGAAGAUUCUUGCUGUUGACAUCAGUAUUUGGUUGAACCAAGCAAUCAAGGGAGCCAGAGACCGUGGUGGUAGUUCCAUACGGAAUGCUCACCUCCUCACUCUGUUUCAUCGGCUGUGCAAGUUACUGUUUUUCCGAAUUCGGCCUGUCUUUGUUUUUGAUGGAGAGGCACCACUUCUGAAGAGACAAACCUUGGCUAAGCGAAGGCAGAGGAAGGAACUUGCCAUCAGUGAUUCCAGGAAAACUGCAGAGAAACUCUUGAAAACAUUUUUGAAGAGACAGGUGAUUAAAACUGCACUUAAAAACAAAAGCAAUGAAGCUUUUCCCAGUAUUACAGAAGUUCGGAGAGCAGAAAUUGAUGAUAUGUAUGCAUUGCCUUCUUUAGAGGAUGAAGAGAAGAACAGUUCAGAGGAGGAAGAUGAAAAAGAAUGGCAAGCGAGAAUGAGCCAAAAACAAAUGUUGCAGGAAGAGCUAUGUGAAAAUCCUCAUUCUGUAGAUAUUGAAUCAGAAGAUUUCCACAAGUUGCCUCCAGAAAUAAAACAUGAGAUCUUGACUGAUAUAAAAGAAUUUACAAAGCGGAAAAGAACAUUAUUUGAAGCAAUGCCAGAGGAGUCUGAUGACUUUUCCCAGUACCAGCUUAGGGGGUUGCUUAAGAAAAGCAGCCUCAAUCGGUGCAUAGAAAAUGUAGAAAAAGAAUUGAAUCAACAGCACUCAGGUGAAAUCCAAACACAAUAUGAAAAUGAAGGUGGUUUUGUGAAAGAAGUGGAAACGAGGAGGGUAGUCUCUGAAGAUACAUCUCACUAUAUCCUAAUAAAGGGCAUUCAAGCAAAAGAAGCUACAAGUAGAGACUUGGAAACUGCUGCAGGAUCCUCUUCAAAAGUGCUUGAAUUUAUUAAAUCGAGUAAAAUCGAUGAGUCUCUUGCUAGUGCAAAGCUAGCUGCCUCUGACAAGUGUCCCACAGAGAAGGAUAACAAUGUGGUGGCAGCACCACCCUCUCCUCGGACAUUGCUUGCUAUCCAGGCAGCUAUGGUAGAAAGCAGCUCAGAGGAAGAACUGGGGGAUGAAGAUACAGGACGAUUGAAGGUGGAUGUGUCUGUAACAGAGGAAGGCAGGGUGUCUCCAAGAGCAAAAAUGCUUGAAUUUAUUAAAUCGAGUAAAAUCAAUGAGUCUCAUGCUAGUGCAAAGCUAGCUGCCUCUGACAAGUGUCCCACAGAGAAGGAUAACAAUGUGGUGGCAGCACCACCCUCUCCUCGGACAUUGCUUGCUAUCCAGGCAGCUAUGGUAGAAAGCAGCUCAGAAGAUGAACUGGGGGCUGAAGAUACAGGACGAUUGAAGGUGGAUGUGUCUGUAACAGAAGAAAGUAGGGUGUCUCCAAGAACACUACAGGCAAUUCAGCAAGCUCUGAGUGAUGGUAAUAAAAGGGAGGAAGUUGUUACUGUUAGAACUGAUGCUGUGCUACCAGAAAGAUCAGAAGAGAAAGAUUUUCUGCUUAGGAGCUCAGAUGAGGAAGAUGAGAUUCCUGAAGUUAAGGAGGGUAAAAAAACACCUACACCUACAACUCAUUUGUCACACCAAGUGAUUAUGCAAGACCCUGAAUUUGAGCAAAAGAGUCAGGAGUUAGAAAAAAAUCUUAUUACAUCCAAGGUCACCAGUAUAUCCAGAGCUGAAAAUUGCUCUUGUGUUGACAAUACUAGAAGAGGCAAAGAAGAUGUGGAUAAAGAAGAGAAUGGUUCCAAAAUGGACUUAAAUUCCUUGAGAAAUAAGGAUAUAAACUUGUCAAGCAGUUCCCCUCUACAAACCGGUAUGGGGGCUUUGAUUCAGUCUGAAACAACAGACCUUUCUAAAAAUGAGGAAAGUCUGAAAAGUUCUGAAAAGAUUGAGGAAGUAAUUUUGCAAGCAGAAGAGAAUGUAUCUGAGGUGCAGAAGGAUACUAGACUUCUCCCAGAAGCAGAAGGUUCCGAGGAGAAAAGAGAAGGGAUAUCCCAGUCUGAAGACAGUGAUUCUGAUGGAAGCUUUAUUGAAGUGGAUACUGAAAUCAAUAACGAGGCUGAGUUUCCUGCUAAAUACAGUGAAAAACUGGGUGAUGAGACAGUGCUUCCAGAAGUGGAGAUAAACAGACAUAAUAUUGUCACACAGGACCUGGUGAAGGAGUCUGAUGAUGAUGAAAUGCAGUUUGCAAAUGAUCAGAAUGUUGAAAGAGAAGAUGACAGUAAAGAUGCACAUAAUGAGUGGCAAGGCAUCAGUUUGGAAGAACUAGAAGAAUUAGAGAAUGACCUCUCUGCUGAGCAGAACAUGCUUCAGACUCAAAAACAGAAACAGGAACGUGUUGCUGCUUCUGUAACAGGACAGAUGUUCUUGGAAAGCCAGGAACUUCUCCGUCUGUUUGGCAUUCCAUAUAUUGAAGCUCCGAUGGAGGCAGAGGCGCAGUGUGCAAUGUUGGACCUUACUGAUCAGACCUCAGGGACCAUCACUGAUGAUAGUGACGUUUGGUUAUUUGGUGCACGACAUGUUUAUAAAAAUUUCUUCAGUCAAAACAAAUAUGUGGAGUAUUACCAGUAUGUUGAUUUUCAAAACCAGCUAGGGUUGGAUCGAAGCAAGCUAAUUAAUUUGGCAUACUUGCUUGGAAGUGACUACACUGAGGGCAUCCCAAAUGUUGGCUUUGUAACAGCGAUGGAGAUUUUAAAUGAGUUUCCUGGACAUGGAUUGGAACCUCUCCUAAAAUUCGCUGAGUGGUGGAAUGAGGCUCAGAAGAAUAAGAAACUGAGACCAAAUCCACAUGAUACCAAAGUAAAGAAGAAGCUGCGGGAGCUGCAGCUUUCUGCCGGUUUCCCAAAUCCAGCAGUGGCAGAAGCAUACCUGAAGCCUGUGGUGGAUGAGACAAGGGGUUCGUUCACCUGGGGAAAGCCUGAUGUAGAGCAGAUCAGAGAAUUCUGUCAGGAUCACUUUGGCUGGACUAGGACAAAGAUAGAUGAAAUCCUUUUGCCAGUGAUGAAACAGCUGAACUUGCAGCAGACUCAGCUUCGAAUUGAUUCAUUCUUCAGACUAGCACAGCAUGAAAAACAAGCUAUUAAAAGUCAGAGGCUGCGCAGAGCUGUGACUUGCCUGAAGAGAAAGGAAAAAGAAGUCGAUGAAAUUCAGGAGGCUGCUGCUGUUAUGGAGAUUGAACCUAAACAGCGUGAGGAAAGGAAAGGGGAAGGUGCUGCAGGCUGUGCAAAUUAUCAGGCUGUGGCAACAGAAAUCCAAAGUGGAAAGAGAAGAAAACAUUCAGAUUCCAGGAAAGAACAUUUGUAUGGAGGUGGCUUUAUUGGGAAUUUGCAUCUUUCGGAAACCUCUAGUGACUCCUCAGUAGAGCAGUUGGAAAGCAGACAUUUAGGCAAGAGCAAAAAGAGGAGGAAUGUCUCUGCAAUGGAGACAGCAGACCAUAAACAGAAGAAGGGAUGCAGUAGCUCAAGUGAUGAGGAUGAAGAACUGGGAAAUGUUGUCAUGGUGACUGCCAAGCCUGUGUUUGAAGGCAGAAGAAAGAAAUCACAGCGUAAGAGAGGAAGAAAAAAGAAAAAUUCUUAAAGAAAAAAGGUCUUUAAAAACCAAGGCUACAUGUGUGUGGGUUUUUAUGCCUUAAGCUUUGUAAAUAUUCUAAUGAAUUUUUGAUAAAUAAUAAAUUAUUCCUAUAUGUCA